Cornus florida is the source of this 2080-nucleotide messenger RNA. Its product is annotated as beta-glucosidase 40. Lineage: Eukaryota; Viridiplantae; Streptophyta; Magnoliopsida; Cornales; Cornaceae. Gene Ontology annotation, biological process: carbohydrate metabolic process. Gene Ontology annotation, molecular function: beta-glucosidase activity. The record is from RefSeq and is a predicted model, not a curated record. Bases 400 to 1908 code for a protein of 502 amino acids. The transcript is spliced from 13 exons.
AAUGCCAAAUGAAAAUCAAAUAAAUUGGUGCGAUGCUCAUGAAAAGAGUAUGAAAGCGUGUGAAAGCAAGACUUCCCCCAAAUUACAUAUUACAAUUUACAACUACUACGUCCACUACCAUUCUCUCUCUCUACAUCUUUCUCUCUCUAUCAGUCACCGCCACUUUCACCACCAUUUUUGCUUUUGCCCCAACCCCAUUUCACAUUAUCAUAAUAUUGUUCUCAACUCUUCCAGUUUCUUACAUAUAUAUAUAUAUAUAUAUAUAUAUAUAUAUAUAUAUAUAAGUUCUAGCUUCAACACAGACUUAAAAGCUCGCUCUCUCUAUCUUCCUCUCAUUUCCCCUCUCUCUCUCUCUCUCUCUCUAGAAUAUAUAUAUAUAUAUAUAUAUAUAUAUAAGCAAUGUUGAGAAGGAGCAUUGCAUUGGUAUUUACUAUUGUGGUUGUUUUUGGGAUCCAAACAUGCUUGGCACAGAUGAAUAGAGGAAGCUUUCCAAAGGGUUUUGUGUUUGGAACUGCCUCUUCUGCUUACCAGUAUGAAGGAGCAGUGAAAGAUGAUGGAAGAGGUGCGACUAAUUGGGACGUAUUUGCACACACAUUCGGUAAGAUACUUGAUGGCAGUACUGGAGAUGUUGCUGUCGAUCAAUAUAAUCUCUAUACCGGAGAUAUACAACUCAUGAAGGAUAUGGGAAUGGAUGCCUAUAGAUUUUCAAUUGCUUGGUCUAGGAUCUUUCCCAAUGGAACCGGCCAAGUCAAUCAAGCGGGAGUUGAUCAUUACAACAGUUUCAUCAAUGCUUUACUCGCCAAUGGAAUUGAACCAUAUGUCACCCUCUAUCAUUGGGACCUUCCUCAAGCCUUGGAAAACAGAUAUGGAGGAUGGCUCAACCCCCAAAUCAUAAAGGAUUUCGCUGCAUAUGCGGAAACAUGCUUUGAGAAAUUCGGUGACAGGGUGAAGCAUUGGAUAACGUUCAAUGAGCCCCAUACAUUUGCCAUACAAGGCUACGACGUGGGUCUCCAGGCACCGGGACGUUGUUCCAUCCUUCUUCACCUCUUCUGCAGAGCUGGGAACUCUGCAACUGAACCUUACAUAGUUGCCCACAACACCCUUCUUUCUCAUGCAACCGCGACGGAUAUAUACAGGAAAAAAUAUAAGCCAAAACAACAUGGAUCGAUUAUGGUGUCAUUUGAUGUCAUAUGGUAUGAACCUGCGACAAACUCAACUGAGGACAUUGAAGCAACACAAAGAGCACAAGAUUUUCAGCUAGGCUGGUUUAUUGAGCCUUUGAUCUUUGGAGACUAUCCAAGCUCGAUGAAAAGUAGAGUAGGAAGCCGGUUGCCAAAGUUUUCCAAAGCUGAGUCAGCUCUUCUUAAGGGGUCAUUGGAUUUUGUGGGCAUAAAUCACUACACCACAUUUUAUGGCGUGAACAAUAAAUCUAAUUUAAUUGGUGAUCUACUCAACGACUCCCUUGCAGAUGUUGGUGCUAUUACCCUCCCUUUCAAAGAUGGAAAACCUAUAGGAGACCGGGCAAAUUCCAUAUGGUUGUACAUCGUACCUGAUGGGAUCAGAAGCUUAAUGAAUUACAUCAAGCAAAAGUACGGGAAUCCACCGGUCAUUAUCACUGAAAAUGGGAUGGAUGAUCCUAAUGACCCAUUUACGCCUAUCAAAGACGCUCUAAAGGAUGAAAAAAGGAUCAAAUACCACAAUGACUAUCUCGCGAGCUUGCUAGCUUCCAUCAAAGAAGAUGGAUGCAACGUACAAGGUUAUUUUGUAUGGUCUCUAUUGGAUAACUGGGAGUGGGCAGCUGGAUUUUCUUCCCGGUUUGGCCUCUAUUUUGUUGAUUACAAGGACAAGCUCAAGAGAUACCCCAAGGAUUCGGUUAAAUGGUUCAAGAGCUUCUUGACUUCUACUUGAAAAAUCGGAUGACUGAAGCUGAUAUAUGCCACUGUACAAUACACAGAAAAUACGCACACACACACACACAAAUGUUGAUAUGUAUAAGGGGCCUUUUGGUGCAUGUUCUUUAGAUUGAAACAUUUCAUUGUGACAGAACUGUGUUUACUUACAUAUGUUAUUGAUUCAUAAA